AUGCAAACUCAUCCACCAGAAGAUGUCGCCGUAACCAGAGUUCCUAGUAGAAGGGAUGAGUAUAGUAAUCGAGAUAAUAUAAAUAGUGCCGUUGGACAUAGCUUAGCUAAUGUAAAUGAUGUGCUUAAUUUAUCUGCAUCACAAAAUGACAGCGAUUUAAGUAUGCCCGAUAUUGGAGGGCCACUGGAAUCUAUAAAUGAGGAAAGUUAA
Dentiscutata erythropus is the source of this 210-nucleotide messenger RNA. The record is from the annotation of a GenBank genome assembly. Lineage: Eukaryota; Fungi; Glomeromycota; Glomeromycetes; Diversisporales; Gigasporaceae.